AAGAAAAAUUUAAGGACAAUGAUGAAAUGGUACGAAAUAUGGUGAAAAUUAAUGGAAAAUUUGCAGAAGCAUCAAUUAGAGUUAGUUCGAAUGUGAAUAAAAUAAGCGUGAAGUAUGCAAAAAGAAUGGGAUUUACCUGGAAACAUUUGAAUAAGAGAAACAAUAGUCAUAUGGACGAUGGUUGCAUUGGAUUUAUUCAUGGCGUUGAAGUUGUCGUUAAUGAUGUGAAGUAUCUUCAAAAAUUUCAUGUAAUGAAAGACUUACCUGUCGAUGUGGUUCUUGGAACGCCGUGGUACAAAGCAUUCAAGUAUAGAUGUGAAUCAAUGAAGAAUGAUGACGAUGGUGGUAAUUGUUUGAGAAAAAUGAAUAGAAUCGUUAGUGUGAUGAAUAAGGAGAACGUUAAUACGAAAGAAUCCAAAAGAGAAUACGCACCUGAUACUCGAAUUGUGUGUGAUGAAGACCCAAAAGAACAAGGUCGUGAGUUCGAUGAUGUUGAUGAAACCGUUGAUAUUGAUGUAGUGAAUAUUAGAUGUAUGGAUUUUGAUAAAUCGAAUCGGGUGAAUGAAAUGAAAAUGGAGUACAAACCCGUGGCGUCUAACGAUGAGAUUCUCACUGUUAAGCAAAGCGAGUCUCUCCAGUAA
Messenger RNA from Racocetra fulgida, 641 nucleotides. The record is from the annotation of a GenBank genome assembly. Lineage: Eukaryota; Fungi; Glomeromycota; Glomeromycetes; Diversisporales; Gigasporaceae.